Culex pipiens pallens (northern house mosquito) is the source of this 13089-nucleotide messenger RNA. RefSeq lists its product as uncharacterized. The coding region runs from base 1506 to 3671 and encodes 721 amino acids. Lineage: Eukaryota; Metazoa; Arthropoda; Insecta; Diptera; Culicidae. The transcript is spliced from 2 exons. Gene Ontology annotation, cellular component: axon; focal adhesion. Gene Ontology annotation, biological process: axonogenesis; cell surface receptor protein tyrosine phosphatase signaling pathway. Gene Ontology annotation, molecular function: protein phosphatase binding; signaling adaptor activity. The record is from RefSeq and is a predicted model, not a curated record.
CGAUCGACGGUAGUCACCACAGAGACACCGUCACGGGCAGAGAGUGUGUGUCGCGCGCGCUGAAGGGAGCAAAUAAAAAAAAAAGAAAAAGUCUUCGCACAGAUUUGCUGCGGACACGGUAGUGCGCGGUUCCAGUAGGAAUUGACGGGCGGACGGAAUCUAGUUGGGAACAGCAGGCCGCGCCGAGAAGUGAAUCGGGUGUGAGGAGACGACGCCAAAAAGGAUCGCCCCAUUUUGAGGUCAAAAGUGCAGUCGACAAAAGAAGGGGAGUCAGCGCGAUAGAAAACGCGAACAAGGAAGAAGAGGAAUAUCUACGGCAGCGGGAGAAGAAGCAGACACAGUCAGUCGGUCCGAGCGAGAAGAAGAAACGGGGAGGAAGAGGAGGAAAAAAAUCAGUAGGCGCUCUAUCGCCAGACUCGUGAAACUCAAUUUUUCUUGUGGUGCUUGCUCGCUCACGCGCGUGCGAGUGUGAGUGAGACGGGACGUCGGCACAGCAUUCUCCUCGAGGCUUGUUUGUCAUAAAAGAAGCAGUCGGUGGUGGAGUGAGAGGAAGAAGAAGAAGAGGAGGAAGCAGUGGGAAAAGAAACUACGGCGACGACGAGGAGUAGUACAACCGUACGACGACGACACAGUCGUCGCGCCACAGAGUCACUGACAGCCACUGCGCGGAGUAGUAGUAGCAACACAGACACACAGAAAAGUCGAUCAUCGAGUAUUGACGGUGAAGAAGGCGAGUGAGAGAGUGUAAAAUUUUUCCAAUAGUGGUUGAGAAGUGGUCCAGAGCAGCGACUCGGGAAUAUUGUCUUCCAAGAUUUGACUAAUUGAGCACAAUUGUGAGUCGUUCCAGGGAACGAUUACAUGUUGCCGAGGAGCAGCAGCAGCAGAUCAAGCGAAAAGGAAAAUUGAUACGUGCAGACACGGAGUCAAUACAAGUACACGGAUACACACACAGACACGAACGCAGCGACAUUAGACAGGCAGCAUGGAAAGCGGAACAAAAUGAAGCCAUAACACCUACGAAGUUGACGCGAGUCGAACUCGGUUGCCAUCUGCUCGAGAAAACGGCCAAAACGGGUCGGUUCCGGUGCGGAACUGGUUCCGAAAAGCCGUGGAAACCAAGGGGAAGUUCCGAAAGUACCUGGGAACGGAUUCGGUCGGUCCCGAGGGGGUUGCCGGAUCAAAAUAUUUACAUAACAUCCUGAACACGGUGGAACACGGACUGCGGUCAGCCGAAUUGUGUGCGCGAGUGUGUGUGAAUAAGAGUGUUGGGAAGACUACGGAAAACUAAUAAGAAAAAAAAUCAACUGUGCGAAGCAAAGUGAAAAAAAGGUCGAGAUAAUCGCUGGAAAGUGCAAUCAGAAUUGUGUAAGCCAAUAUAGGAAGAAGACGACGGAAUUCCGAAUCCGGAUGAGUGGGCUCCAGCGAACCAGUUGUCUCCUUUUUUGCCUUAGUUUCCCUCUUUAUUUGGAUGCUGCUCGCGAGAGCCGCUGCCGUAUGCCCUUACAAUGCGAAAGCUAAGUGUCAACACGGGAGGAAUGUCCAGACAAUCUAAAUCGGCACCGCAAGCCAAGAAGGUGAUGCCCCCGGCUGUUCCGGACGUGUACGGAAGAACGAACGGAACGCAGCAGCAGCAGCAGGGUGGGGACGAGAUACAGGUUGCCGCAACGGCCCAACAGGAAACGCCUUCAUCGCUAAUGCUACGCUACGAUCAUACGGACUAUGCCGAUGAUCAGGGAAUUGAUCUCACGCAGUCGCCCGGCCGGGACAGUCCGAUUAGCUUGUCCGGAUCGGCUGGUUCCGGUUCGCGGCACUCGACUGCCAGCUUGGACUCGGGCCGGGCUUCGUCGUACCUGACGGGUGCGUCCACCUCUUCGAAUCGAAGCGGUAACGGAGGCUACGGAACGCUUUCGUCGCCGCGAUGUUCGGUCAGCUCGUGCUCGAUCGGAUCGGGGAACCACCGGUUGAGCAACCACUCGAACCGAACCGAUCACGACAUCAUCUCCGAAUGGCUGAUGGAGAUUCACUUCCACGAGUACACGUAUCUGUUCCUGGAAGCGGGGUACGAUCUGUCGACGAUCGCGCGAAUGACUCCGGAGGAUUUGACAGCGAUCGGCAUCAAGCAGCCGACGCACCGAGAAAGACUGAAGCGGCACAUUGACACGCUGAAGCUGCCGGAUGCGUUGCCGAACUACGUUCCGGGUUCGAUCGACGAGUGGUUGCGUCUGCUACGGCUUGAGGAGUACGUCCAGCCACUGCUAGCGCAGGGGUACGUAACGGUGAACGACGUUACGCAGCUUACGUGGGAAGAUCUGGAAGACAUCGGCAUCGUGAAGCUGGGUCACCAGAAGAAGAUCCUCCUGGCGAUCAAACGCGUCAAAGACAUCAUCAGCGGAAAGUUGGGCGGAGGAGGCCAAUACGCUACGGUCCCGUUGCCACAGGCUACAACAGCUGCCUUGCACUGUCAACCGACUGGCGUUCCGCUCCGCGGUCAGUUUGACGAAUCGCUCGAAGGUCACAAACAGCUGACCUACUCGACGUUCAUGCGACAACCCACGGAUCCCGGCGCGUACUACUGCCAACAACCGCCGGCCAUUUCAUACCCGCACGUUCACUUUGACGGCACGCAGGCCAUCUACCGCCGCAGUUCGUACGACGACAGCGACAUAACCCCGACGAACGAACUCGGCGACGCACAUCACCUGGCGCAGAUGCACCAGCAACAUCCGGCCCAGCACCAGCAGCCCUACUACCAGGGCGGCGGAACCCUGCCCCGGCAGCAUCAACGCAACAGCUACGGCGUCCGGUUAACCCUGUGCCAGAACCCGAUCGGUCCCGUCGGAACAACCCAACGGCAGCGACCCAUAGCGAAAAUUGUAGCCAAUAACCUUAAGCUGGCGCCCACCUCGGACGGUGGCCCAGCCCCUCCCUACCCGCAACUAGGCCACAUCGAGAACGUCGAAAUGGCCACGGCAGCGCUGGACGCUAUGCACUUCUCCAACUACGCUUCCUUCCCGCACCAUCCGCUUAAAUACAAUCCCGCGACGAGCCAACCUCCAACCUCCCAACAGCCCCAGCCAAUCUACCACAAUCAGAUCAUCCUCCAGCAGCAAGCCGCUGCGCAGCAACAGCAAGCCGCUGCGGCCGCCGCAUCCGCCCUCUACUCCAACUACGCCGGCCAAACGCACCAGACGACGGUCGAGAUCCACAAGACCCAGCACGACAACAAAAGCAACUCCAGCCUCGAGUCGAUCGACCAGAUCCCGUUCGCCAACGAGAACGCCGGCACGAUCAAGCAGCGCUCGAUGAACCGCAUGGUCGAUCACCCCGCGCUGCACGAGCGGCCCCCAACUGCCGCCACCAUGCUCUCCCACUCGUCGUCCUCGACGUCCUCCUCCUCGUCGACGGGUUCCAUCACGACCACCCUGGCCGGCUGCAUCCAGCAGCUGUCGCCGCCUCAGGAAUCCGCCGGCGGCGUUGCGCCCAAUCAAAAUUGCUCAAACAGUGCCAGCGGGCCGGGCUCGUGCAGCACGUCGCCGACGCAGGCCGCGGCCGCUGCGGUCGUCGGAACGAACGUCCUCAACGACAUCGGCAACAUGCUGGCGAACCUGACGGACGAGCUGGACGCGAUGCUCGAGGAGGAGAACCGAGCCGGUAUCAGCGAUAUAGAAUAAGGCACAACCCAGUGCACACACACACACAGACACGCAACACCUGCAGCAGCUGUUCAACUAUUUAAUGUCGAGAAAGGAGGAGAGAGGUAAAAACCCGAGAACCCGAACUUCAAUUGCCCGAGCGCCAAAAACCGGAAGCCACCGGGAGCGGAACCUAACCUAAUAAAAACACACACACAAGCCUCCACCAGCUCAUUAGAGAUCCGGAAUUCCAGCCCGAAACCCCCAACCCAGUCCGGUGGUGUUUGCAUCGAAAUCGAGUCGAAAUCUACUUAAAAGUCGUCCCGUCCCGUCGCCAGCGCCACCUAUGAUCGCCGGCCACCUACGCCGAAGAAGAAGCCUACUGGGCCCCAGAAGAGCGAGAGAAGGUUAAAGCAAUAAUUGAGUUAUAGGUAAAACGAUUUUGUGAGCGGCACGACGACGACGACGACGACUUCGUCGUCUACGGCCGAGGCGAAUAAUUCAAUCUGUGUGUUGGGUUGAGGUUAGGUUCGAGAAACUAUAACUAAGUUUUGACGGAGUUUUUUUUUUCUUUUUUCUCAAUCCGAGGAGGAUUCCGGACCCGGGUGGGUGGCGGCUGCGGCACGAUAAUGGAUUGAGAAAUCACACACAUGACCAGCCGAGAUGGUGAGGGUUAGGUUUCGUGCGUACGCACGCGGGUGUCAGUUGCAUUCUGCCACCUGGUGGCGCAAUUUGGGUUGAACGGGGGAUUUGUUUACUCCGGCUUUAACUUUCGUUUUAUGAACUGAAACAGACUGCAGACUAGGCGGUAGGCGAUGACGGCGACGCUUUUUUUUAUUUUAUCUAGUGCGGGAUUCUUCGGAAAGGCGCGAUCACGAUCGAGUAGCAGGCCAUGUUUUGGGAAAGGGGGGCGAUUGCUGUGUGGUUCUAUUUACAAAUCACACACCACGGCGCAUUUGCAUUUCAAACGAAAACGCACCGCCUGCUACGAGCGAGUUGUAAUGCUCGUCUUGACGAGAUCGGAUUGGAGGUGAGGAAAUCCAUGUCAGAAUUCACAAAAAAAACAUUUAAAAAAAAUGUCGAAAAAAUUAAAUCAUUACGUAACAACUGACUAACCCCUCGGUGUAACUGUCACUGAAGAAAUGUCAAAUUGUAUACACGCUCAUCCAGAAUAACUCCGCAUUAAUCAAAACUCAAAAUACUCAUAAAUAUUUUUUUUUGUACUGAUUUUCAGGAAAUUGGGUACUAAAGCCCUAUGUCAUUUUUUUCUGUACAACGGUAAAAAACACGAUUAACACUCAAACGCUCGGGUAGUCAUUUGACCCCUAUUUUUUUUCUUAAAAAUCUCAUAACUUUUGAUAGAAUUGACCAAUUUGGAUGCUUCCGGGUGCAAAAGAUCCAGAUUUGUCUAUAUUUUCAACUGUCAGACGGAGGACAAAUGUGGUCCAUUUUUACCGGAGAUAUUCCGGAUUCUGUUGGGGUACCUCGGCCCUCCUAAAUGGAUAUUUGGCCAAUAUAAUAAAAACUUUUCAACAGAAUAAAAUCGGAAAUGAUGCAAAACUUCAAGGAAUCAUCCUAAAACAUCAUCCUGCAUAGAUACAUGACAAGCUGAAGACCUUCGGGCACCGGAACAGGUUCUAUCCGGAAACGGUUCACUGAGCUGAUGUCAAUUGUUGCCCAACUGGAACCGGCUCCGCUGCCCCGUAGGACUUAACCAUGUCAAUUAUUUUUGCAGGAUGAUGUAUUAGGAUGAUGCCUUGUAGUUUUGCAUCAUUUCCGAAAUUUUUCUGUUGAAAAGUUUUUAUUAUAUUGGCCAAAUACCCAUAUAGGAGGGCCGAGGUACCCCAACAGAAUCCGGAAUAUCUCCGGUAAAAAUGGACCACAUUUGUCCCCCAUCUGGCAGUUCAAAAUAUAGACAAAUCUGGAUCUUUUGCAACCGAAAGCAUCCAAAUUGAUCAAUUCUAUCAAAAGUUAUGGGAUUUCUAAGACAAAAAAUAGGGGUCAAAUGACUACCUGAGCGUUUGAGUGUUAAAAACCAUUUCUGAUCACUCUUUUUCAUUUUAAUGCAAAAAAAUAUUGACAAGACAACAUUUUUUCGAUGGAUCAACUAUGGUCCCCAUGGAAAUUUAUUUAAAUAUCCAUUUUAAACUCUUUGUGGUCGUACAAAGGAUCAUUGUACUCAGAAUAAUAUGCUUUAUCGCUGUAAUCUAUAAUAUCAGCAAUCUAAGCUUCAUAUUAGGACCCAAUUUCACUAAAAUUCAAUUGAAUUUGACGAAAAUUUUCCAUGAUUUAAAAAAAAAAAACACUUGUACAAGUGAAUUUCACUCAAAUUUUAAGUAAAUAUCAUUCAGAUUCGACUAUUUGAAAUGGGCUUCGAAACAUUUAUAAACAAAGAUUUUUUGGGCUAGCCUAACUAAAAUUUGAUUAUUGAAAUAUCAAGUCUAUUAUAACACAAGUUUUUACUGAAAUUUCACUCAAAUUAGGUUAAUUAAGCUGUAAUUUUACUAGAACGAAAGCAUAACGUAAUCCGAAAAAAAAUCUUUCGUUCAAAACGUCAAAGUUGAACAGAUGUCACACUCUCAAUUUAAUUCACUCAGUUUUGUCAGUAAUUUAGGGAAUAAGGCUUUCUAGGCCCAGUGAAAAAAAUAUAAUUUAACUCAAAAAUGACGAACUCCUCGUCACAGUGUCCUGAUGCAAACAAUGAUCGAACUGUAGCUGUCACAGCCCUGCGAAGUAUGUUGUCUGACAUAUCGGGCAGCCAGUCAAAAAAACCAGCUAGAUGUCGCCUGACAAAAAACUUUUGCUAGAAAGAGAUAGGAAACCUGAUGCAAACAAACGUCCAGCUGUCAUGUAAACAUACUUUGAAUCUGUUGGUAAAUUUGUGACUAGAAAGCCUUAUAGGACUGUUUACAAGUGAAUUUCACUUGGAAUGAAAUUUGCCUCAUUUACUCAGUUUGAGUAGUUUUAUUUGAUGACAACUGAAAAAAGUCAACAUUUUGAUUUCAUUUGAACUUUGAGUGAAAGAAAAAUAAAAUAAACAGACUAAUUCAACCAUUACAUAAACUUAGAAAAAAAAAUGCUUUGAACUGAUUUUUGGAUGAAUUUUAAUCAAAUUUUAGUGAAAUUAAAUUUUAUAAAUUAUUAUUUCAAGUCAAGCGUACACAACUUGUAAAGAUAUUAUUUUUUAUUUUUACUAUUUGUUUGUGUUUUCUUUAUAAACUCGUGGUGUGAGAAGCUUUGGCUGAUUUCGUUUCUCAAGCUUUGCUUAAAUUUCAUUCAAAUUUGGGUACACUUAUUAAUUAUUUUGAACAAAAUUUACCUGAUUUCACUCAAAUGUGAAAUUAAAUAGAGUAAUCUACGUGCGCAUGUAUUGCGUGUACGUACACGAAAAAGAUUGAGGUUAAAUUUUGUCCGGACAGCAAAAUCAAAUGGUGCGCUAGUGUGUGUACGCGAAACGUCAUCAAGCUCUAUUGACCCCAAAAAAAGAAGACAAGAUUGUUUCAACCACACGCUCAUUUAAAAUAAAUCAUUUCUGAGUAAUUUUUACUCAAAUUUCAACCAAACCGAAACCUUCGCUGGGUGAAUUUCACUCAAAAUUACGGUUUUGUAUGAUUUUUUUUUUGCAAAAAAAUAUUCUUAAAUACAUUCGGUUUUGACCAAAUCUAAGUGAGAAUUACUCAGAUAUGAAUUAAUUCAAAUGAGCGUGCAAUCUGCCUUGCAUUUUUUUUUCAUAAAAUUGUGUUGAAAAUUUAAUCAAAAUUUAAGUCUACUUUUGCUCACUUUGAAUAAAGUUGAUUUUAUUUUGUUUAUAGAAAUCUUCUUAGAGUCGAGUAAAACUAACCAACAUUACUCAUAAAUAAGCUUAGAAAGAUUUCUUUAUCCCAAUUUUGGUUAGAAUAUCUCGAUAACAUUUGAACAAGUUUUUCGAACAUUUGAACAAGAUUUUCUGAAAUUCAAAUGAAAUUUGAUCAGACUUGAGCUCAACCAUUCUUAGCCAUAUGCUUUGGAAGACUUAUAUUCAAUGAUUUUUGCAAUUGAUUAUACUCAAAAUUUAAGUUUUAUGAGUAAAACUCACUCAUUCUCAAUCGAAUAUACAUUGCCGAAUUGUAAUCACUGUGAUCUGAGUGUAAUUUACUCAGCUUACGGAGAUUUUUAAAAAGAGAUUCUUCAAAUUAGACACGAAUAAGGGUACAUUUUCAAUAUUUUUUAUUUGAGAAAAAUUGACUUCAUUUAUUAAGGAUUUUUUUGAGCUUAGAAUGAUUUUUUUCUCUUAUUUUGUUUUUUUUUUUAAUUUUUGAAAGAGGUUUUAGUAUUUUUUUUAAUGAAUUUUACUCAGACUAGAGUUCUUUUUUUCUCAUCAAAAGGCUUUGUAAGAUUUUUAUUCAAUGAUUUUUAAUGUAGAUUUGACACAAAUUUAGGUGAAAAAAGUUAUAACUAAGUCAUUCUUUCAAGACAAAGCCUUGACGAAUUUGAAUAUAUUUUUGUUGAUUUCUUGAUAAAUAUAACCCAGAGAUUAAAAUUACACUCAGAUAAAUUUCCAAGGACUUUUUGUUUAAUUGAAUUAAAUUCAAUAAAAAUAUUGUAAAUAAGCCAAUGUGUAUUUAUAAACAUAGAAUGCUCAUUCUGAUUGCAAAAAAUCACAGAGGGAUCUUUCAACGACGAAAAUUCACUAAAAAUUCAAAGUAAAAAAAGUCUAACUUCCUCAAACGUGGUGGAAUUCAGAAAAAAAAUUGUAAACAAAUUUCAGAAAUCACAUGAUUUUAAAACAAUCUGAUAAAAAUGAAUCGAAAAUUAUUUAUUCGCUAAUUGUUGUGUAAGAAAUAAGCUUUGUGUGAAUUUCACUCAAAUUUGAGACAAAUUUUAUAAUAUUCAGGAAACUUUUUUUUCUGUGGAAUUUAAUAAAAUUACAAGGAUCUGUCAAUGACUUUCAGGCAAAUUCACAAAAAAUCUAGUAAAAUUUACCUAAAUGCGGGUGAACUUCAGCUAAAAAUAAAUAUUUCGAAAACAAACUUCAGAGAUCGCAUGAUUUUCAAACAAUCUGAUAAAAAGAAACGAAAGUGAUUUAUUUUGGGUGACCGUGUACCAAUUUGAUGAUCUGUCAAAAUUUAAUCACAAAGGCACCGAGGGGUAGUCAUUAGUUUGAAAAUUGUGAUAUUUUUUUUUUGAUUCAAAAUAAUUUUUUCAAACGUGUUGCCUCUUCCUUGAUAUUUUUGAGUGUUGCCAGUUUCAAUGUUUUCAAACAAAAAAGUUUUCUUCUUCGUAAACUGUCAAAUUUGUGUCAACAGAAACACUUCAAAAUGGUAUUUUACAAACAUCUCUCACCAUAAAAUCCCUUUUAUUGUGAAUUUCGGCAUGGAACCGCCCUCCGAUUACCGAGAAGCGCGCGCGCGCACGCUCAUCUCCCCAAAUUUACGACUGUCAUAAAAAAGUAAACAGAGCAAAGUUGAGGUGCGACUUUUCGCGUGACAUUUGGAAGAUCUCAACGCGCGUUUCGUCGCAGGGUGGGUCGCCUUAUGUUGGCUGGCGCCUAGCUAGAGUGGUCAACGGUGUGGCGAUCUACCCUCUGACGCCUACUUUGUUUACAACCGGGUUGGCGCCAAUCACGAAACGUCGCCGUCAUCGCUUGCCUAGGGGUUAGUCAAUUUUGGGGCAGCUGGAUGAUGAUUUUUAAAUUUAAUUGGAACUAAUCAAAACGAGAUGGUGUGAUUUAUUUAUUUACUUAAAAAAGGUUAUUUUCAUAUUGCAUUUUUUUUUAUAAUUUCAACUCCCAGGCAGUUUAUCGUGUACAGAAACCGUCGUAUAGCAGAGAGUCGUCCUAUAUUAUAGUUGUGUAUGUUUAAGUGAGUUACUUUCCUGAUGUGUAUCCUAACGAAUAGAGCAACAACAAAUCGAAACAUUAAUCCAACCAAGUGUACUACGAGAUCAAACGUGUUUAGCUGAAAUAAAAAAAAAAACAAACUAUAGUGGAUUUGUCUAACAUGAAAACAAACUAGGUAGCGCAAAACAGGGGACAAACUUUCCAAUUAUGAUGUAAACACAGUCGACAAAAAGUAUCAGUUCAGACCAUUCCUAAAGUAAACAAAACAAAUACAUACAUUUACACAGCAGAAGAGAAGAAGAAGAAGUUUUCGCAAGCCGCAAAACGGAUGUAAACCUUUCCAUAUUUUAUAGAAAAGAAGAAGAAGAAAAAACACGCAAAACGCAUUUAAAAACAAUCCAUUUAUACCGAAGUGUGAAGGCACGAAACGAAUCAUCCACAUAAACACCAGUUUAGUACCAGAAUUUAUGAACCGAAGCAUUUCCAUAAAAACAAAACAAAACUACUAAUAUUAAUAGAAGGUGAAGAAAACACACACACGUCAUAUAUUUUUAAAUGCAAACGCGUUGAAGAUUUUUCCGAACUCUUCCGCUUGAAAAGCAACGCAAACAGCAAGCCAUGAAGUUCUGACGCAUUACACUAUUCCCGUUUAUUUACAAACAAAUCCCCGUCAUCGCCGUCCAGACGAAGCGAAGAAGAAGCAAAAAGGUCGUAAACGACACCGCGCUCGAUUUCCCGUACACCGGGGGGCCGCUCGACGGCAGUUAAAAUCUGGAUGAGUUAAUCGUUUCCAUUUGUCUGACAGCUAGGCUGGAAGAGGAAAGCAAAACAACAACAACAAAAAAAAUAUGGCGCACGUGGCGGAAGAAAAUAGAUUUUUUCCCCCAGCAAAGUGCAACCAUAUGUGCGAUGGAGAGACGAUUUCAAGCGUAACAUUUUAAAAAGGGCAAAUUUUGAUAAGUAAACAAACCCGGUCUGCCUGCGGUAGGUGACGUUUACGUCAAUAAAUAAACAAAAUUCAAUGUUUGUUUACAUUUUGCUGUUGGCCCUUUUGAAAUGUUUCGCUUGAUUUUUUCUUAACUCACAUCCGAGAAUAGAUUCCCCGACCACAAAUCGGAUGCAGGUCAUUUCGGAACAUCAAUUCGUCUCGUGACGAACGAGAACGGGCCAUAUGUGUGGCAUUUGGCGUUUUGUUUUUUUUUCUUUUCUGAAAGAGUUUGAGAUUUUUGAGAACCGACGAAAAGUUGGCAAUAAAACGGGGUGUCGGAUGAUCGCACAGGCCAGGUUGGCCAAUCCCAACCCAAAGUAGGCCGCGCUGAAAUGGGAUGUUUUGAUUUUCCGAAGAGGUUUCGACGAUUCUCGAAAUGUUCACCUCGUUUGUUACGCGAGGAGUUUUGAAAACAUUGUGUUGAAUUAACGAUCGUGAUGAAAUUUUACUCUUGUAAAAUUAGCGAUUUUAUUGCAUUUCGUAACCCCUCGUCGAAUUGGCAACACUGAUUUCGUCAAACGUCACUUUUCACAGUUUACAAGGGGUGCGUCACUCUUAGCUACAAAACAUGUUUUUUUUAGAAAAUGUCAAAUUUCGAUGAACUUCACGCAAAUUUCCGUAGAAAUUGAGUAAAUUUCAACUAGUAAACAAGUUUUCCAACUCCAGCCACACGUGUGCGUCCAGCGGGAAAUCGAUAAACAUCCGCGAUCUUCGAUGAAGCGUCAAACGUGCUGCGCGCGUGUUCCAGAUAAUAAAACAAACGCAAUACAACAACAUCAGAAAAGUCAUCUGGAAUAUAAACGGGACUGGGAAAUUACCUCCCCCCUAAAUAGCAUUUGUUUGCCACAUCUGGACGGCCUCCGGUUUCUGGUGAGCGAAAUCGAGUAAAGCGAUGGGCUUGGAAAAAGGCGACGGAAUUGUGAGCUGUCAAAAUUGGCUGCGUUGCGCAAACGUCAGAUUUGACUAAAUUUCACUCAGAUUUGGGUGAAUUAUACUCAAUUUGUGUUGAAUUCACCAAAAUCUGUGAUUUUGGAGGUGAUCGUAAUUUGACUCAAAAUUGACAAAUAACAUCAGUAUUCAUUUCUGAGUAACUUUGAUUUUUUCGAAAUCUGAGUUGUUUUGGGUUCCUAACGCAGCCAUUUUUGACGGUUCGUGCACCCCAAUUUCAAACACACAAAAACAUUCACGAUACGUCCAUACUCUCUCUCACACAGACACGCAACAAAAACACAAGAAAUAAACAAUCCAUCGCGAAAACGGUAACGCAGCCACCAAGUGACUGUGACAGAUUUCAAUCAUGGCGGCUUCAAACGCGCGACUUUUAUUUUAUAGCAAAUCUCUUAUACAAAACACACACCUUGAUAUAAAGGAACCGGAUGCAUUUUUUUAAACCGUAUGUACUAUAGCUGCCUUGCCAACUCAUAUAAAACUGAAAACAGACCUAACCUUUUAAAAUAGCUGAAUAAAAACAAUAGAUCAAGUGGCAUCGCUGCGAGGUUAGAGCAUUAUAGGUUUUUCCUUUUGUGCGAACAAACAAUACAUUUCAAUUUAAAAGCAAUUGCGAAGCAAGGAAUCAAAACACUUGUGACGGACUUGUCGGAUUCGAUGUAAUUUGUAGGAAAAAUGAAAAUAACGAAAUAAAUCAAAAAAACUAUGCAUGGUUUAACGUGUUUGACAGCCGCAGCAGCAGCAACAGGCAACUCCAUUAGUGUUAGUUAGUUUAGUUUUUGUUCGUUGUUGUAUACAAAUCUUCCCUUUUUAGAUGUGUGAAGGGAACCAAAACACAAACACAAAAUACCUUACUCUGUGUACUUCUAAACUCCCUAUAUUGGACAUUUGCAACACAAAAAAUGUACUUUCUAUCGCUGUCAAAGUCCCGUUCUAUCUUAAGAGGCGUUUGUUUUAAUUCCGUUCGUUUUUUUAGAAAAGAAAAUAAACAGCGCAGAUUAACGUUUGAGAUCGCACCUUGCAGUGUCGCGCCCCUCGCGUUUGACAGUUGAGCGCGCGAUCUUUUGCGUUGGUCUGCAGCAAAACGUAAACAAAACAAAAAAAAAAGUUGAAAAAUCUCAAAACAAUUACCUAGAGUACCUUUUUGCGCGCAGCAAAAUGCAACCAACAACAACAGAAACAGUCCAUAAAUGAUUUUUUUUAGAAACAAAACAAAUAAAAAAUAACUAAACAGAACCGAAAAAAAAAACGCAAACCGAACAGACUGGGAAGUGAUUUUUAAGAAGAAAAAUAGUACACGAACGCAUAAAACCAAACAACCUUUAGAGAAAAUAACAAAAAAUACAGACAGAAACACUUAAACGCAUGUAGAGAGAGAAUAAAAGAACUGGUGAAACAUUGUCGAAGAAGUAAACAAAAACAAAACAAACAAAAAUGUGUGCGGACAAUUGUGCGCGGACACGUGUUUUUGUAGGCAUUUAUUGAUGCGAACGAAAUGGAAACAAUAGGUGAGUAACCAAAAGGCAAACACAAUAAGUGGAGAAGAAAUUACAGAAAAAAAGAGGUGUAACAUUAAAUGGGAGAACAAACAAAAAUUAGCGGAAAUUUAUUAAAAUAACAAUAAAAAAACAACAAGUACACACAACCUUAACCUAUAUAAAUGGAAGUAACAGUAACGAAAAAGCUAAUCAGAGCUGAUUAUA